AUUGGCCAAGGGGGAAUAACCAUCUAAUGACUAUGAAUAUACCAUAAAGAUAUCUUUCUUUUUACUUACAAGAGCAGUCAGUAUAAAUCCAAUUAUAAAGACAACAAGUAAUAACUGUAAAGACUGUGCUGAAUAACCCAAGAUAAAGCUUGCUAUCUAUGCUAUAUGAGUUAGUUCCAUUCUUAUUUGACACGAUUAUCUUACACCCGUUGCAAUCAACAAGUAUUAGGCCUGUUCAGUAAAGUAUUAUCUUACAAUAGUGCACUCAAUAAGAUCUGCUAAGGCCAUUUUCAUAUAUAUAUACAUGAAUGUACUGUUACCAAAAAUAUUGAAUACGUGUAUUGUAUUGACAAGUCUAUCAUUUUAUGCUUCAAGACAAAACACACUUGGUUCUGUAUGGAUGGGUGUCUUGUGGGCUACUGUCUUGCUUGCUAUUUCUUAUGAUGUCCUGUCUUCUUAUUCCAGUAUGGUACAGACAGUCCUUGCUUUUGUAUUACUGCUACUUGCUACCAAGACUGGAUUUGAUAUGGUCAGACAAUCCAUGGAUUAUGAUGAUGUCUAUGAUAUUGAACAAGGCAAAAAGAAAUCAUCUUCCAAUAUCCAUAUCACCUUGAUAGGUCUGUCUGGUCUGUAUUGGUAUAAACAAGGUCUUGAUAUCGUAUGGGAAAAGUACACAAUCCCAUUAGCUGGUCUGAGUGCAUGCUUUUUGUUUAGUAUGGCUUUUUAUGCUGCUAUGAAACAUGCGACUGGAUGGAUACGGCAAUGCGUCUAUAGUCAUGUGAUUUUUUUCACAGCAGCUAUUCAAGCAUCUCAACUAGUAGGUUAUCUUGAACUGAUGUACAAGGGUGAUAGUCCAGUUUUAUUCAGUCUUGUCUAUACACUGCGUCAACAGGCAGAUGAGAUCAGUAGUUUACGUCAAUUGUUUCAAGCAACAUUGGGUCUCGAUCGUCAUCAUCCUACUACAGCAUGGCAAAAUACAGGAUACAAUCUGUAUUGGAUCCUAUUGACACCUUUAUUGAUCUACAGUGGCUAUAAAAAGGGUUCCAUUAAGAAAAUCAAAUAAACUCAUUUCUUGUGGCAUAGAGUUGGGUAUACAUCUUGAUCAGACUCUGAUAGCCUAAUUGAUCAUUACAUCUUAAUAAAUUGGCAGCAUCACAGUUGAGUGGAGAAGAAGGUUCUGGAUUUGACAACAAUAGAGAAAUAGCCAGAAGUGUGGAUCUGAGUGUCCAAGCAGGUGACCAUGCAGUCUUGAGAAUAUCAAGGCAAAUUUCCCCCGUCU
Messenger RNA from Gilbertella persicaria, 1279 nucleotides. RefSeq lists its product as uncharacterized. NCBI's taxonomy places the organism in Eukaryota, Fungi, Mucoromycota, Mucoromycetes, Mucorales, Choanephoraceae. Bases 305 to 1063 code for a protein of 252 amino acids. The record is from RefSeq and is a predicted model, not a curated record. The transcript has 5 exons.